Molecule: messenger RNA, 2210 nt
Organism: Aplosporella prunicola CBS 121167
Lineage: Eukaryota; Fungi; Ascomycota; Dothideomycetes; Botryosphaeriales; Aplosporellaceae
Exons: 3
Coding region: 72-2033 (653 amino acids)
Source: RefSeq, a predicted model, not a curated record
AGGACAUGCGUGGUUGACUCUCCGCCCAGCAGCGCCUGCCAUGGUCGCGCCUUCCUCGCCACACCCACACCAUGGCCGCACGCGAGUUUAUCAUCUUGAGCUCUUCGCCUCCCGGCAUCCCGGACUCUGACUGCAUCUUCACGCCCCCCAGUGCGCGUCGCAAGUCAAUUCCUUCGACAUCGUCUCCCGAACUCCCUGCGCUCGGCACGCUUCUCACCAGACGCCCCGCCGCCUAUGCGACAGGCCUUAGAAGCGGCUCUCACGCCGCCGAGGUGCCAGCCGACGCGACAUUCGGCUUCGCAAGCGCAGCAGCUCUGAUCAAGCAGCAGAAGCUGACCCUGGACCACGAGGAUGCAGGUGCCCCUGUCGACGCGUCGAACAAUCCAGACUCGCGCAAAUCCGCGCCACCGAGGCGACCCAAGAAGCCCACCAAACGCGCGAAGGAGCCUGAAGAGGCAAACACGGCCGAGGAUAUGAGCGCGUCGAAACCUAAGGAUAGACAAACGGCUAAGAAGGCCACGCGCAAAACGAAGCCGGAGGCGUCAACUGGCGAGCACGCGGCGGAGGAUUCACAACCGGCAGAUCAUGCAGCGAGCUGCAGCACGCGGCAGGACGACGCGGCGGAGGUCAAGCCGAAAGCGCGGAAACCAAGGGCGAAGAAGAGCGACACCGAAACACAAAACAGGUCGAGGAAAACCAAGGCGCCGGAGCAGCAAGCCAGUGUGGUUGAUACGGAGGAAAAUGCUGUGCAACCUGUAGCGCGGAGGGUGCGCAAUGCGACAGGAACGGAAUCGGCGCACUUUUCGCGUGCAAAUUCUGUCAGCGAACAACCUCCUGCGGUGGCCGCGGUGAAUGAUGACGAGCCAUUGGCACUGGAGCAAGCACUCUCACGAAGAAUGGAUUGGACGCCACCACGAGACACGACGUCGCCGACUCUGCAGCACAAGCAACUGCAGGCACUAGAUGAACAACAAGGCUCGCCAAAGUCGAUUGCAUCCAGAGCGACUCGGGAAGGCUCAUUUGCUAGCUUGAUCUCAGCGUUCGGCUACAAUGACCAAACCGUCGACGUUAAUGCCCCGAAGUUGAAAAGGAAUGCUUCUGGCGAGGCUUUCACGAAGCGGAGGAAGAUAGAACUCAUAAGUUCCAUUUUGCCACAAACAACCGUCGAGUCGAGAGAGACGACCCCGCCAAAGGAAGAUGCUCCCAAGAAAAAACCGCGGACCAUAACUGAACUGGCCACCGCUGCAUACCGUACUCCGGAGAUCAGCCCGAUCGUGUCGGAUUUCUUCGCCCCGCGAGGCGGGAGCGCGACCACCACGGAGCCAACAAAGCCAGACAAAGAAAAGGCUCCGGCGCGGCGGAAGAAUCAGACAAAGAAAGCAGAAGGAAAAUCGAAGAAGCCAACCGCAAAACCCAAGAAGGCCGCCAAGCCCAUGGCACAGAAGCUGCUUUCGCCAGAGACGGCAAAGUUACGCUAUAAUAGGCAGGACAUUCUAUUCGGCACGUCUUCACAGCUGGUUCGCGAGGAUUCGCCAACAUUUAUUCGAGACUUGCAGCAAGCAAUGCGCGAAUCCGAAGCCACUGCUGGCGAUGAAGUUCAUGAUGUUGAGACGUUGCAUCUCCGUCCCGCCGCUGCGGGCAGUGGCUUUUCGUUGAUGGGCAGGCGAAAAGGCCUGUGGGCUGCAGCGGCUCGGGAUUUCGAUGAUGGAUUUCUGGAGAUUGAAGAGAUUGAGAAGUCGGUUGGUCUCAACGGUGCCGACGAGCCGACUGUGAUGCAAGAAGGUUCGGUUGAAGCAUCGAAGGCAGAUGCAGAUUUACCUUCACCCACGCAGUUCCAAGCUGCAACGACCUUCAUCGACGUAGUUCCUGCAUCCGAUGUUGUAGGCGGAAAUUCAGUAACGGACCAAGAAAAUGACACGGUGUUGAUGGACAUUGACGACCCUCCCGACCAUGAUGAACUUGCGGUCGUUCGGUGCACGAACGCUGACACUACAUCGACAUUGACGACAUCAUCUCCGACACAGACCCGCUAGAGCACAGCCGUCAAGGGUCGAGACUACCCGCCUCGGCCCCUCUGCACCAGCAGUACUCGCAGACCAAAGCCUCUCUGUCCGCGCACAGGACGGCUCUACAGUCGCUGCCGACAAACUUUCCCCUGCCUGUCUUGAAGAAGCCAGGCACGGAGGUUGCAGGCAUGCGCGCAAAGUCGA